UGCUGCCCACCCCUCCCACCAGGGGCCCCUCUACCCCCCUCCUCUCGCUGCCCACCCCGAGGACAGGGGCAGUGCCAGGAUUCCACGUGCCCAGCGAUAGACCACCAAAGGAGAGUGGAGUGUUGGCACCGAGACGUGGAGAGAGAGAGAGAGAGAGAGAGAGAGGAAGGAGACGUCUGCCCGACAAGCGCCAAGUAAGGAGGCCACGUAGAGAGAGCGUGGGGGUUGGGGGAGCGGAAGAUGUCGACGUCCACGCGGACGGGGGGAGAGGAGGACGACGAGGGCGAGACGGCGGACAGAGGGCGGAGGCGGAAGAGGAAGUUGGCGGCCCACCCAGGCCUGGCGCCGCUCCGGUGCCCCGACUGCGGGCGCCGUUUCGCCCGGGCCUGGCCCUUCUACCGCCACCGGGCCCGGCACCCGCCCCGCACCCCCUUCAUCUGCUCCCGCUGCGGCCGGGUCUUCGGCUAUUUCCGGGUGCUGGCCGGGCACCGCUGCGGGCAGGACGGAGCGGUCUCGACUUCGUCCGCCGGACCCGCGGAACCUCCCUCGCCGGGGGAAGAGGAGGAGGAGGAGGACGAAGAGAGCCGGCCCUACUGCUGCCCGCUGUGCCCCAAGCGUUUCGCCAGCCCCUGGCACCUCCAGAGGCACCGCUGCGGCGCGGAGGGGGCGGUCUCGACUUCGUCUGCCGGACCCGCGGAGCCUCCCUCGCCGGGGGAGGAGGAGGAGGAGGAGGACGAGAGCCGGCCCUACCGCUGCCCGCUGUGUCCCAAGCGUUUUGCCACCCCCUGGUACCUGCAGAAGCACCGGCGGCGCCAUGAGCGCCCCCCGGCCUUCGCCUGCCCCGACUGCGGGCGGGCCUUCAAGGAGCGGUACGAGCUGGCGCGGCACCGGCUGAUCCACGACCCCCGGCGCCCACACCGCUGCCCGCUCUGCCUCCAGCGCUUCGGCCGGCCGGAGGGGCUGGCCUGCCACCUGCGCGCCCGCCACGGCCCGCCCCGGCGCCGGCCCUUCCGCUGCGGCGUCUGCGGCAAGUCCUACAGCCGCUCGGCCCACCUGCUGCGCCACGCCUACGGGCACACCGGCGAGCGGCCCUACCCCUGCGGGGAGUGCGGCAAGGCCUUCCGGGACCCCGGCACGCUGCGGCGGCACCGGCGGCUGCACCAGCGGGGCGCCGGCGCCCAGCCCCGC
Messenger RNA from Hemiscyllium ocellatum (epaulette shark), 1188 nucleotides. RefSeq names its product zinc finger protein 771-like. Gene Ontology annotation, molecular function: DNA-binding transcription factor activity, RNA polymerase II-specific; RNA polymerase II transcription regulatory region sequence-specific DNA binding. The transcript has a single exon. The record is from RefSeq and is a predicted model, not a curated record. Gene Ontology annotation, biological process: regulation of transcription by RNA polymerase II. NCBI's taxonomy places the organism in Eukaryota, Metazoa, Chordata, Chondrichthyes, Orectolobiformes, Hemiscylliidae. Gene Ontology annotation, cellular component: nucleus. The annotation marks the transcript as partial.